GAGAGGGAGGGGAAGGAGGGAGGCAGUGCCGCCUUUUUUUUUUUUUCUUGCAUCAAUUUUUUUAAAUUUGCAAAUUACAUUUUGCAAACAUUUGGGGAGACCUUGAUUUUUCUCCCCGCGCUCCCCCGUUCUUCCCUGUGGAGUGCGCUGCGCCGCCCAGUCCUGUCGCCCCCCGGAGGUGAUCCCUCCCUCCUGCCUGCCCGCCAGCCUGACCUGUGCCCGGUUCGCGGGCCGCAGUCUCGGCCCCGGCGCGCCCCCGGCAGCUUUCGGCGCGAUGAGCAUAGAGACGUUACUGGAGGCGGCCCGCUUCCUGGAAUGGCAAGCGCAGCAACAACAGAGAGCACGUGAGGAACAGGAGCGGCUUCGGUUGGAGCGGGAGCGGGAGCAGGAGCAGCAGAAGGCCAGCAGCCUGGCCAGGCUGGCCCACGCCCUGCCGGUGGAGGAGCCCCGCACCGAGGCGCCGCCCCUGCCUCUGUCGCCGCCCGCACCCCCGCCGGCACCCCCGCCCCCGCUGGCCACCCCCACCCCACUGACUGUCAUCCCUAUUCCUGUAGUGACCAGCUCCCCUCAGCCUCUGCCCCCGCCCCCGCCUCUGCCCCUGGCACCUCGCCAGCCGGCUCUGGUUAGCGCCCCUGGACUCAGCAUCAAGGAGUCGGCCCCCCUUCCCACCAGGCCGCAGGGGCCCACUCCUGCUCCUCUACUGCCGGACUCCAAGGCCACCGUUCCGCCCACUGGCAGCCCCAAGCCUUUGCAGCCCCUCCCCACACCCAUCCUGACCAUCGCCCCACACCCUGGAGUCCAGCCCCAGCUGGCCCCCCAGCAGCCACCCCCAUCCACUCUUGGGACCCUGAAGCUGGCACCCGCUGAAGAAGUCAAAUCCGGCGAACAGAAGAAGAGGCCUGGGGGAAUCGGAACCAGAGAAGUCCACAACAAGCUGGAGAAGAACAGGAGGGCCCAUCUGAAGGAGUGCUUUGAGACCCUGAAGCGCAACAUCCCCAACGUGGAUGACAAGAAGACAUCGAAUCUGAGCGUGUUGCGCACGGCGCUGCGGUACAUUCAGUCCCUGAAGAGAAAGGAGAAAGAAUAUGAACAUGAGAUGGAGCGUCUGGCGCGGGAAAAGAUUGCCACGCAGCAGCGGCUGGCGGAGCUCAAGCAUGAGCUGAGCCAGUGGAUGGACGUGCUGGAGAUCGACCGCGUGCUCCGGCAGACGGGCCAGCCUGACGACGACCAGGCCUCCACCUCCACUGCUUCCGAGGGCGAGGACAACAUAGACGAGGAUAUGGAGGAGGACCAGGCCGGCCUGGGCCCACCUAAGCUGAGCCAUCGCCCCCGCCCGGAGCUGCCGAAGCCACCGCCCAGCACCGCGCCCGCGCCUCUGCCUCCCCACCCCCAGCCUGUGGCCCUGUCUCCUGCCCACCUCCCCGGGCAGCAGCCGCCGCCGCCACAGCAGAAGACACCUCUGCCAGCCCCUCCUCCCCCACCAGCUGCCCCGGCCCAAACGCUGGUGCCCGCUCCAGCCCAUCUGGUGGCUGCGGCUGGGGGAGGCUCCACGGUCAUCGCCCACACCGCCACCACCCACGCCUCAGUCAUCCAGACUGUGAACCAUGUUCUGCAGGGGCCGGGUGGCAAGCACAUCGCCCACAUCGCCCCCUCGGCCCCCAGCCCUGCUGUGCAGCUGGCACCCGCCACACCCCCCAUUGGCCACAUCACAGUGCACCCUGCCGCCCUCAACCACGUGGCCCACCUUGGCUCCCAGCUGCCCCUGUACCCGCAGCCUGUGGCGGUGAGCCAGCCCGUGGCGGUGAGCCACAUCGCCCACACCCUCUCACACCAGCAAGUGAAUGGCACGGCCGGGCUGGGGCCCCCGGCCACAGUCAUGGCGAAGCCAGCCGUAGGGGCUCAGGUGGUGCACCACCCUCAGCUGGUAGGCCAGACAGUGCUCAACCCUGUGACCAUGGUCACCAUGCCCUCCUUCCCGGUCAGCACGCUCAAGCUGGCUUGAGGAUGAGGCCACUCAGAGGCCCCCUGUGGGGGCAGGGAGGGAGACCUGUCCCCCACUCUCCCACCCACCAGCUCCACACAUUCCAGCCAGGCCCAGGCCCGCCGCACCCAUACCCACCCCCAGGCCUCCUAGGGGAAGGGGGUGCAGAGACUCUGAGCCAGGGGAGGGAGGGGCCUCCCCAGGGAGCUGGGCACAGGGCAGGGGGUCACCCCACUGCACUAGGACUUGACAAAGUGAUGAGAGACGCUCCGGCGAACGUGCCGCCUGUCCGGCCUGGUGCCAGCUCCAGUGCCGUUCCCCCCGCCCCAUCCCCGGAAACCAGUGCGAUGUGGACAUCGUGUUCUCCCGCUUUCCCCUGCCCUGCCCACCUUCCUGUGCUGCUGCUGCUGCUAUUGCUGUGUCUGGUGAGAUGGCUGAGCGCCCGGGCCCUCCCCUCCCAAGCCUCAGCUUUCUCUUCCCUGGGUUCUGGAGGGGAAAGGGGGGAAGCAGAACUGAAGCAACUUGGCCCGGAAAGCUGGGGACUGAGGGGGGCCCAGCUCUGAGUACAGGUGACAGAUCCUAGGAUGUGGCUUGUGUGGAGUCCCACAGACUCCAGACAGGUGGGCGCCCCAGCCUGGAGCUCCCCAACCUGGUUGCAGUCAUUGUGACUCAUCACAGCAAACUAGUAAAGACAAUUCUCUACUAAUAGUAAACCAAACCCAAGCCCUUGCCAAGCUUCCCAAGCCCCUCAACCCUUGCCGCUGGGCUCCUGUCUUCAGGAAGGCAGGCUGAGGGUGGGGGCGGGGAAGGAGGAGCUUGGCUGUCUCCUCCUGCCCCCCCUUGACCUCCAGCCAGGUCGGGACUGAGAGGGGGGUGCUCUGGACCCUGUCCCCAUCCCUGGAUUUGACUCUUGGCUUCCAGAAAGUAGAGAGGAGUUCUGGCCUCUGUUCGGUACUGUGCACUCCCUGGAGGGAUGAGUACACCUGGAUGCUUCCUUGCUGCUUGGGAGACGGACCAGCGUCUGGUCUGGGUUCCAGGAGCCUGAAGCCACGCUGUUGAGGUAAUCAGGAAGUUAAAAUCCAGGGGCUUGGCCCUGGCGACCUGUGGGGAGGGAGCAUGGCCAGACCCGGGAGGACUGUUGCUUCUGACCCAGCUUGAACGUCUCUGGCACCGUCUUUCUUUCCUCUGAAUGUCCUCCUUUCUCCAGCGGGCUGUUCUGAGCCUGCCCUCCCCAGUGGGGGCUGCUGUGUGCCACCACCUUCCUGUGAGGAAAGGUCCUCAGCUGG
This is a messenger RNA of Eubalaena glacialis (North Atlantic right whale), 3267 nucleotides long. RefSeq names its product MAX network transcriptional repressor (gene MNT). Bases 275 to 2002 code for a protein of 575 amino acids. The transcript is spliced from 6 exons. Gene Ontology annotation, biological process: regulation of transcription by RNA polymerase II. Gene Ontology annotation, molecular function: DNA-binding transcription factor activity, RNA polymerase II-specific; protein dimerization activity; RNA polymerase II cis-regulatory region sequence-specific DNA binding. The record is from RefSeq and is a predicted model, not a curated record. NCBI's taxonomy places the organism in Eukaryota, Metazoa, Chordata, Mammalia, Artiodactyla, Balaenidae.